Molecule: messenger RNA, 1008 nt
Organism: Moneuplotes crassus
Lineage: Eukaryota; Ciliophora; Spirotrichea; Euplotida; Euplotidae
Source: the annotation of a GenBank genome assembly
UUAAAAUAAUGUGGGAAGUAAUCUGCUUCGUGUUCUCCAAAUUACUGUUCUUCUACCUAGUCUAUUGGAUCUGGUCAUUGCUGUUCUUCAUCAUGCCAGUUUUUCAUAUCAGAAACUCGUUUAAACCUGGAAUUAAGAGAGUAGCAGGAAUCUGGACAAUUGCACAUAGAGGAGGCCCAAGAGAAGGCUUAGAGAAUACUAUUCCUACUUUUAAGAAAGCACUAGAUAAUGGAAUACAAGUCUUAGAGAUGGAUAUCAGACUUACUAAAGAUAAGAGACCUGUUGUCUGACAUGAUGAAAAUUUGCAAAGGCUUUGCGGAGUCGAUAAAAAAAUUCAAGAUUUUACAUACUCACAGUUGCCUAAACUGCAAGAAAAAGUUGAGAUUCACUUCUCAUCUCUGACAUAUCAAACUACUGAGGAAGAUGACAGGCAGAUUCCUCUUCUAGAAGAUGUCAUGAAAGCAUUCCCUAAUACUCCUUUUAACAUGGAACUCAAGGUAAAUGACCAGGAGUUGAAAGUAGAAGUUCUUAAGCUAAUCCGUAAAUAUAAAAGAGAGCAGUUAACAAUAUGGGGUAGUGUGGAUGAGCAGCAUUGCCUGACUUGUCGUGCAAUGGCGCCAGAAAUCCCUACAUUUACUCCUGCAGCAGUUGUCAAGAAAAUCUUCUUCUACUUCUUCUUGGGAUUUCUUCCGUUCUAUAACAUCCCGUACGAUACCUUCCAGUUCCCGUUCCCUAAUCAAGAGUACAUCAACUACACCAAGAAGUAUGUCGGAACCUCUCCGUAUCACAAGUUAUACCUCCUCAUCCUCCAGAUCUACAACGCAUUGGGUCUAUUCAUCUUCUUCCACCUAAGAAGAAGAGGUAUCUACGUGUUCUAUUACUCAUUAAACAAAGUUCAAGAUAUGGACACUGCAACUGGCAAAUAUGUUGACGGAAUCAUUACAGAUAGCCCUUCUGUCCUCGUGGAUUACGCUAAUAAAAAAGACGACUAAAAAUUCUAUUAGGCAA